Molecule: messenger RNA, 2536 nt
Organism: Lolium perenne
Lineage: Eukaryota; Viridiplantae; Streptophyta; Magnoliopsida; Poales; Poaceae
Product: beta-galactosidase 1
Biological process (GO): carbohydrate metabolic process
Molecular function (GO): carbohydrate binding; hydrolase activity, hydrolyzing O-glycosyl compounds
Source: RefSeq, a predicted model, not a curated record
CACCAUGCAGCGCUUCUGCCUAUGGCUGCUCCUGGCGGCCGUCGCUGCCGUCGGCGUCAGCGGCACCAAGGUGGCGUACAACGACCGGGCUCUGGUGAUCGACGGCGAGCGCCGCAUCAUCAUCUCCGGCUCAAUCCACUACCCUAGGAGCACUCCCGAGAUGUGGCCGGACCUGAUCAGGAAGGCCAAGGAGGGCGGGCUGGACGCGAUCGAGACGUACGUGUUCUGGAACGGCCACGAGCCGCGCCGCCGGCAGUACAACUUCGAGGGCAACUACGACAUCGUGCGUUUCUUCAAGGAGGUCCAGGACGCCGGCAUGUACGCCAUCCUCCGCAUCGGCCCCUACAUCUGCGGCGAGUGGAACUACGGAGGUCUGCCGGCUUGGCUGCGCGACAUCUCCGGCAUGCAGUUCAGGAUGCACAACCACCCUUUCGAGCUCGAAAUGGAGACCUUCACGACGCUGAUCGUGGACAAGCUCAAGGAGGCCAGCAUGUUCGCCGGCCAGGGCGGCCCCAUCAUCCUGUCCCAGAUCGAGAACGAGUACGGCAACAUCAUGGGCAAGCUCAACAACAACCAGUCCGCCUCCGAGUACAUCCACUGGUGCGCCGCCAUGGCCAACAAGCAGAACGUCGGCGUGCCCUGGAUCAUGUGCCAGCAGGACGACGACGUCCCGCCCGGCGUCCUCAACACCUGCAACGGGUUCUACUGCCACGACUGGUUCCCCAAGAGGACCGACAUCCCCAAGAUGUGGACAGAGAACUGGACUGGAUGGUUCAAAGCCUGGGACAAGCCCGAUUUCCACCGGUCCGCCGAGGACGUCGCCUUCUCCGUUGCCAUGUUCUUCCAGAAGCGCGGAUCGCUGCAGAACUACUACAUGUACCACGGUGGCACCAAUUUUGGCCGCACCUCAGGUGGCCCCUACAUCACAACCAGCUAUGACUAUGAUGCCCCUCUCGAUGAAUAUGGUAACAUUCGGCAGCCCAAGUACGGGCACUUGAAGGAUCUGCACAACAUUCUCAAGUCCAUGGAGAAGAUCCUACUCCAUGGCGACUACAAGGACACCACCAUGGGCAACAACAAUGUCACGAUGACCAAGUACACCCUAGACAACACCACCUCAGCUUGUUUCAUCAGCAACAAGCACGACGACAAGGAUGUCAACGUUACCCUCGAGGACGGAGUAACCCACGUCGUGCCGGCGUGGUCGGUGAGCAUCCUCCCCGACUGCAAGACCGUCGCAUACAACAGCGCCAAGAUCAAGACACAAACGUCGGUGACGGUGAAGAGGCCGGAGGAUGGGUCGACCCAAAGCCUGACGUGGUCGUGGAUGCCGGAGAACCUCCAGCCAUUCAUGACCGACGAGAAGGGCAACUUCAGGAAGAACGAGCUGCUCGAGCAGAUCACCACGUCGGGCGAUCAGAGCGACUACCUCUGGUACAGGACAAGCUUUGAGCACAAGGGAGAAGGGAGCUACAAGUUGCACGUGAACACGACUGGUCAUGAGCUCUACGCCUUCGUCAAUGGCAAGCUCGUCGGUAGGCACCACUCUCCCAACGGCGGCUUCGUCUUCCAGAUGGAGACACCAGUCCACGUCCACGACGGCAAGAACUACAUCUCCCUCCUCAGCGCCACCAUCGGGCUCAAGAACUACGGCGCCCUGUUCGAGAUGAUGCCCGCCGGCAUCGUGGGCGGCCCGGUAAAGCUCGUCGACCCAGCCACCAACACCACAACGUACGACCUCUCCAACAGCUCCUGGGCAUACAAAUCGGGGCUCGUCGGCGAGCACCGGGAGGCGCACCUUGACAAGGCCGGCCAGCAGUGGCGCAGCCUCAACGGCACCAUCCCGGUGAACCGCCCCUUCACCUGGUACAAGGCGAGCUUCGAGGCCCCCGCCGGGUCGGAGCCCGUGGUGGCGGACCUGCUCGGGCUGGGCAAGGGCGUGGCGUGGAUCAACGGCAACAACCUGGGCCGGUACUGGCCGUCGUACACGGCCGCCGACAUGGGCGGCUGCCGGCAGUGCGACUACCGCGGCACGUUCAAGGCGGAGGGCGACGGGCUCAAGUGCCUGACGGGGUGCAACGAGCCGUCCCAGCGGUUCUACCACGUCCCCAGGUCGUUCCUCAAGGCCGGGGUGGAGAACACGGUGGUGCUCUUCGAGGAGGCCGGCGGCGACCCCACGAGGGUCGACUUCCACACCGUCGCCGUCGGCGCUGCGUGCGCGGAGGCCGCCGAGGUCGGCGACCAGGUGGCGCUGGCGUGCAGCCACGGCAGGACCAUCUCCAGCGUCGACGUGGCCAGCCUCGGCGUGGCGCGGGGCAAGUGCGGCGCCUACGAGGGCGGCUGCGAGUCCAAGGCCGCGCUGGCGGCGUUCGAGGCCGCCUGCGUCGGCAAGGAGUCGUGCACCGUGCGGCACGCCAACGACUUCCGCGCCGCCGCCGGCUGCGACUCCCGCGUGCUCACCGUGCAGGCCACCUGCUGAUGAUCGACCUUAGGCUAGCUGCAGAGUGUGUUAGUUAGCAUCAGGAGGAUCUGUUAG